Fukomys damarensis (Damara mole-rat) is the source of this 2953-nucleotide messenger RNA. RefSeq names its product YTH N6-methyladenosine RNA binding protein 1 (gene Ythdf1). Gene Ontology annotation, molecular function: mRNA binding; N6-methyladenosine-containing RNA reader activity. The record is from RefSeq and is a predicted model, not a curated record. The coding region runs from base 98 to 2032 and encodes 644 amino acids. NCBI's taxonomy places the organism in Eukaryota, Metazoa, Chordata, Mammalia, Rodentia, Bathyergidae. The transcript is spliced from 4 exons. Gene Ontology annotation, cellular component: cytoplasm. Gene Ontology annotation, biological process: mRNA destabilization.
AUCUGGAAGCUGGGCCUGGGUCUUGGGGCCAGCAUCGCGAGCCUGGAGGCCGGGCUAGGAUCUCGAGUCUGGGAUUGCAGGACCCGGGCCGGGUUACAUGGAGGCCAUGCCAGGGUCUCAGGUCCAGGGUCUUGAGUCUAGGGACCUGGAAGCCAGUUUAAGGUCCGCAGUGCGGGAUCCUGAUGAGGGACCUGGAGGCCAGGCUGCAGUCAUAGGGUCGGUCAUGAGAUCUUGGGGACCGAGUUCGGGGUCGUGGGGCAGGGAUCAUGGAGACCGGGCUGGGGUCGCGCCAUCCGCCUAUGAGCAUAGUCCAGAGAGUAACUUUGUUUUUCCUUUUCCGGGCGGGGUUGUGUCCGUUGGCAUAUCCCGGCCUGUGGCGUUGCAGAGAACAAAAGGACAAGAUAAUAAAGUACAAAAUGGUUCUUUGCAUCAGAAGGAUACAGUUCAUGACAGUGACUUUGAGCCCUACCUUUCUGGACAGUCCAAUCCGAGCAACAGUUACCCCUCCAUGAGUGACCCCUACCUGUCGAGCUACUACCCUCCAUCCAUUGGAUUUCCUUAUUCCCUCAAUGAGGCACCGUGGUCCACUGCUGGAGACCCUCCAAUUCCGUACCUUACCACCUACGGACAGCUCAGUAAUGGAGAUCAUCAUUUUAUGCACGAUGCGGUUUUUGGGCAGCCUGGGGGCCUGGGGAACAAUAUCUAUCAGCACAGGUUUAAUUUUUUCCCUGAAAACCCUGCAUUCUCAGCAUGGGGGACAAGCGGCUCUCAAGGGCAGCAGACUCAGAGCUCAGCCUAUGGCAGCAGUUACACCUACCCGCCCAGCUCCCUGGGAGGCUCAGUGGUCGAUGGGCAGACGGGCUUUCACAGUGACACGCUCAGCAAGGCUCCUGGGAUGAACAGCUUGGAACAGGGCAUGGUCGGCCUAAAGAUCGGGGAUGUGACCACCUCUGCCGUCAAGACAGUAGGUUCAGUUGUCAGUAGUGUGGCACUGACGGGUGUCCUUUCUGGCAAUGGUGGGACAAAUGUAAGCAUUCCAGUUUCAAAACCAACCUCUUGGGCUGCUAUUGCCAGCAAGCCUGCAAAACCGCAGCCUAAAAUGAAGACAAAGAGUGGGCCGGUGAUGGGGAGUGCUCUGCCUCCUCCUCCCAUAAAGCAUAACAUGGACAUUGGUACCUGGGAUAACAAGGGGCCUGUUCCAAAGGCCCCUCAGCAGGCACCGUCCCCACAGUCUGCCCCGCAGCCCCAGCAAGUGGCUCAGCCUCCCCCAGCUCAGCCUCCCGCUUUGGUGCAACCACAGUAUCCGAGCCCUCAGCAGCCACCCCAGACUCGCUGGAUUGCCCCUCGUAAUAGAAACGCAGCAUUUGGUCAGAGUGGAGGGGCCAGCAGUGAUUGUAACUCUUUUGCAAAUGCCCAGCCUAAUUCUGCCCCAAGUGUAGAAUCCCACCCCAUCCUUGAGAAACUGAAAGCUGCCCAUAGCUACAACCCUAAAGAGUUUGACUGGAAUCUUAAAAGUGGACGGGUGUUCAUCAUAAAAAGCUACUCUGAGGAUGACAUUCACCGCUCCAUCAAGUACUCCAUUUGGUGUAGCACAGAACAUGGCAAUAAGCGCCUGGACAGCGCCUUCCGUGCCAUGAGUGGCAAGGGGCCCGUCUACCUGCUCUUCAGUGUCAACGGGAGUGGGCAUUUCUGUGGAGUGGCUGAGAUGAAGUCCCCCGUGGACUACGGCACUAGUGCUGGGGUCUGGUCUCAGGACAAGUGGAAGGGAAAGUUUGACGUGAAGUGGGUUUUUGUCAAAGAUGUGCCCAAUAACCAGCUCCGGCACAUCAGGCUGGAGAACAACGACAACAAACCGGUCACAAACUCCCGAGACACCCAGGAGGUGCCCCUAGAAAAAGCAAAGCAAGUGCUGAGAAUUAUCGCUUCCUACAAGCACACAACCUCCAUCUUUGAUGACUUUUCUCACUACGAGAAGCGCCAGGAGGAGGAGGAGGUGGUGCGCAAGGAGCGGCAGAAUCGAAGCAAACAAUAAGGACAAACCAGUUCCUUGCGUGGCUCACAGUUGGCUUUGAAAACAGAGUUUAAAACUAUGCUUGGUGCUGUCUCUGGUGUCAGCUCCAGCGUGUCGCCCUGUGCGAGACUGAGUGUGCAUCUUUAUCUUCUUUAUAGUUCAUUUUUGCUGAUGGAUCUGUGUUCAUUUGUAUUUUUUCUAUGUAUUAUAAUAUUGUAGAACUCACUAAUAAAGGAAUAUUUUUUGUCAGCUUAUCAGACUGACCUAAUGCGAAAUAUAAAUACCCUUAAAAACAAAAUGAAAAAUCUAAUACAUCCCAAAGAUUUUUUUUUAUUUUGGCAGAAACUAUGUUCCUAUUCUUAUAUUCAGUCAUUUAAUAUUUCUAUAGGCAUCUUCUAAGUUUUCACCCCUUCACUGCUUUUUUGCAAACAGAACUCAUGAGCUGUUUGUCAUUUAGAGUAUGCUGUUAAAAUCUCCCCAUAGCACUGAAAUCAGAAGGUUAAUGGUCGCCCUGUUUGGCUGUCACCAUCUUUACUGUUCAUGCUGUCUAAAAUGCUAAUUUGCCCAUUUGGUUUUCUGCUAGGCAGAAAGCUAAACUGUAGUGUUUCAGGUGACUGCGGUUGUGGCCCUGGAAAGAGCCCGUCAUGGUGGCCACCUGCCCGGCAGUUGCCUCGCCCUUGCUGCCCAUGGUGUCACUGUACUGAGGACUUGGAAGGUGUUUGGGGGUCUGGUUCCGUGUGUGUGUUCUUAGUUGUUUGCAGGUCAUUUUUAAAUUUUGCCCCUUUCUUCACUCAAUAACUCUAAUGCUGGCUAAAGUUUUUAUUAAUAAUGCUGAGCUUUAAAUGUAAGUACAGUGUGAUGGAUGAUGCUGCCAACUGAACUUCAUGUGUGUGUCUGAUUUUUUUUUUUUUUUUUUUUUUUUUUUUUUUUUUUCUAGUAUUA